Molecule: messenger RNA, 5214 nt
Organism: Cyprinus carpio (common carp)
Lineage: Eukaryota; Metazoa; Chordata; Actinopteri; Cypriniformes; Cyprinidae
Product: amyloid protein-binding protein 2
Biological process (GO): intracellular protein transport
Molecular function (GO): protein binding
Source: RefSeq, a predicted model, not a curated record
UAAGGUGGGCGGGGCAUCUCGAUCGGGGAUGAGCUUUAAACAUAAGAGCAUAACCUCAGGGUUGUGUUGUCUAGCAUAACAUUCCGUUUCGGUCUCAUAAAGCGCUUCCAGUUGCGGGGGUGUAUGAGGUGCAUCAGAGUAAAGAGUUUUACCUCGAUCAGGUAGCGAAGGAGGUGAAAGUAGGAGUGGAAGUGGGGUGGGGGGGCGGCUGUGGUUGGACUUAGUGAAAGAAAACAAUAUGGCCGCGGUGGAGCUGGAAUGGAUCCCCGAGACCCUGUACAACACCGCUAUCUCAGCCGUGGUCGACAACUACGGCCGAUCGCGACGGGACAUCCGCUCUCUGCCUGAAAAUAUACAGUUUGAUGUGUAUUAUAAGCUUUACCAGCAAGGCCGGCUCUGCCAGCUGGGAGGGGAGUUCUGUGAGCUGGAGGUCUUCGCUAAAGUCCUCAGGGCCUCUGACAAAAGGCAUCUCCUACACCACUGCUUCCAGGCUCUGAUGGACCACGGUGUGAAGGUCGCUUCAGUCCUGGCCAACUCCUUCAGCCGCCGAUGUUCAUACAUCGCAGAGUCAGAUGCGCACGUGAAAGAGAAAGCUAUACAGUUUGGCUUUGUUUUAGGUGGCUUUUUAUCAGAUGCCGGUUGGUAUGGAGAUGCAGAGAAAGUCUUCCUGUCUUGUCUCCAGCUGUGCACAUUACACGAUGAGGUUCUUCACUGGUAUCGUGCAGUAGAGUGCUGUGUGAGGUUACUUCAUGUGCGUAAUGGCAACUGCAAAUACCAUCUGGGAGAAGAAACUUUCAAACUGGCCCAGUCUUACAUGGACAAACUAGCCAAACAUGGCCAUCAGGCUAAUAAGGCUGCCCUGUAUGGAGAACUGUGUGCCCUACUCUUUGCCAAAAGCCACUAUGAUGAGGCUUAUAGGUGGUGUAUAGAGGCUAUGAAGGAGAUCACCAUUGGCUUACCAGUGAAAGUAGUAGUUGAUGUUCUCAGACAAGCCUCUAAGGCUUGUGUUGUUAAGCGGGAGUUUCGGAAAGCUGAACAACUGAUAAAACAUGCAGUCUUUUUGGCACGGGAACAUUUUGGGCACAAGCACCCCAAAUACUCAGAUACACUACUAGAUUAUGGAUUUUAUCUCUUAAAUGUGGAUAAUAUCUGUCAAUCAGUGGCCAUUUACCAGACUGCACUAGAUAUUCGGCAGUCAGUGUUUGGAGGAAAGAAUAUUCAUGUUGCAACUGCACAUGAGGACCUGGCGUAUUCGUCCUACGUCCAUCAGUACAGCUCUGGUAAAUUCGACAACGCACUAUUCCAUGCAGAACGUGCCAUAGACAUCAUAACUCACAUUCUCCCUGAAGACCAUCUGCUGCUGGCCUCGUCCAAGAGGGUGAAAGCCCUAAUCCUGGAGGAGAUUGCCAUUGAUUGCCAUAACAAAGAAACCGAGGAACGUCUCCUGCAGGAGGCCCAUGAUCUGCACCUCUCCUCCCUGCAGUUGGCCAAAAAAGCUUUCGGAGAGUUCAAUGUUCAGACAGCAAAACACUAUGGGAACCUGGGCCGCCUCUACCAAUCCAUGCGCAAAUUCAAGGAGGCAGAGGAGAUGCACAUCAAGGCCAUUCAGAUCAAGGAGCAGCUGUUAGGACAGGAGGACUAUGAGGUGGCUCUGUCAGUGGGACACUUGGCCUCGCUCUACAACUACGACAUGAAUCAGUACGACGACGCAGAGCGCCUGUACUUGCGUUCCAUCGCUAUUGGCAAGAAACUGUUCGGGGAGGGGUACAGUGGACUGGAAUAUGACUACAGAGGCCUGAUAAAACUGUACAAUUCAGUUGGAAACUACGAGAAGGUCUUUGAGUACCACAAUAUUCUGUCCAACUGGAACCGUUUAAGGGACAGGCAGUUUGCAGUAGCCGAUGCGCUGGAGGACGUCAACACAAGCCCCCAGGCCACAGAGCAGGUGGUGCAGUCUUUCCUGCUUUCCCAGAGCCACGGAGCCGGACGCCCCUGCUUGGGCUAACACCCGGGAAGCCCACCAGAAACAUAGAUGUGCACACCCACCCCCAUUUCACACCCUCACAUCCAUUUAUUCAAGUAGUCGGGGAGUGUGAGCUCCUCAAGGACUGUCAAUUCACUUGUACCAGCAACUCCCCAAGCCCGCCUCCUUAAAAUAGGAGGAAAACAAUGACAUCUGUGCGACCAUGCUGAGACUCACGAUGGAUAAGCAACCAUUCACUGAAUUUGUUCACUCUCCUUUGAAGAACCCGACCAUUUCUCUGACUUCAAGAGGAGUUGAAUAAAAAAAACAAAGCAGUCCGACAAAGACGGAAAACUUCCACACCAUCUAUUCUUUUGUUUAUUUUUUGUAUUUGAAGGAGAGUCACUCCACACUACAGGAAUACUUUGUUUAACACCACAUUGUCUAUUUGUGGAGGAAACUGCUUAACGCAGCUCCCACAGAACAAGAUUCGACAGGAAAAGGCCUGAGUGAAGGAACAUCCAUAGACGUCCGUGCCCCCAUUUACACAAGGAUUAGAGCUUGACUUCAUGAAAUGCAAAGCUUUGCAUUUGAGGAUUACCUGUGUGCUCUCUGGAAAAUGAGACCAGCCAUCUUACAUUAUGGACCAUUAUGUUUAUUUUUGCUUCUUUUUUUAAUGAAUAAUUCAUGUCGCGUGUGGAAUUUACAGACCAGUGGGUUUACUAUUGCUCUAGAUACCGUGUUUUAAGUUCUCUUCUGGUUUUGUAUUCCCUUAGUACUGACCUAGCUUAUUUUAAACUGCCAAUAAUUUAUAUGCAAGGUAUGCUACAACUUGUAGGUGUAAUGUUGCAAACGGAUGAGCCAAAAUGACUUCUGUUCAUAAUAAUCAUAAUAAGUGUGCGACCACAGCUAAUUGACAUUAUAUGAACUAAACGGAGUUGGAGGAUGAGUUCACAAAGCUGGCUUUCUGUCAUAGCGGAGCCUUAUUCAUGCACACACACAAUAUAAGCUGUAGCAGUGAUAGUUACAGGACCAGGUUUCCCAUUGUUGUUUUCCUUUCAGAGCUCGGCCACGGGUGGCGUAGAUUAACACCCCUGGCCCACUGCCAGCUGACUGGACACACAGAAAAAAGGGCUGAGCGCAGCACCUGUCAUUGUGAAGAGGCUUCCCUACUGGGGAACCUGCGCUAUAGUGCACAGGGUUGUGAAUCCACGCACGAUUGUGUAGUAGCAGUGCAAUAUUUGCUAAACGCACCUGUACCACUCCGAAACCAUUCAGUCUGACUCAUUUCACUGCCGCUCCUCUCUCGAAUAUAUCCAAAAGCCACAGAGAAUCGCAACCAGGUUGACAACAUUUCAAGAAGUUGAAGGAGGACCGUUCAGAUUAAAUUGGCAUCCUUUUGUCACACCUUCAUGAAGAACUCAUUCUUUUUUGCUGAAACAAAGCCUUGCUGCAGGCUAGUCAUGUAGAAUGUGCUUUUAGUGUCUCGCCACAUUUGAGCCCCCAGCCGGCAGCACCGGGACCCCAGAUCGAGCUGAAGUCCCAGCCUUAGUCUUAAAGGACUCCCAGCUGGCGGGGAUCUGCUUUGUCAGCUUUUUUUGAGUAGCUCGUAGAACGAAACCUCCACCUGCAGUUUUCAAACACCUUUAGUCCCGUAAACCGAGCAAGAGAUUACUAGGACAGUUAUUUACCCCAUUUUCACUCCUUAAAAAUCCCUUUAUUGUUACGUUUGAAGUUGGUCUUAAAAGGAGAGUCCACCCCAAAAUUAAAAUUCUGAUGUAAUUUGCUCCCUCCUCAUAUCAUUCCAAACCUGCAGGCAUUUCUUUCUUCUGUGGGACAUAAAGAAGAUAUUUUGAAGAAUGUUGGUAACCAAACAGUUUGGAUUUCUGUUGACAAAAAAAUACAAUGGAAGUCAAUGGGAACUGAAAAUAUCUUCUUCAAAGUAUUUUCUUUCAUGUUUCACAGAAGAACGAAAGUCAUUCAAGUUUUGGAAAAACGUGAGUGCGAGUAAAUGAUAAUGGAAUAUUCAUUUUCUGGUGGAUUAUUCCUUUAAUGCUGUAUUUGAGGCAGCAAGUGAAGGACAGGUUUUUGCUUUGGUUAGAGAGAGAGAAGGAAUAUUGUAACAAAUAAACUGUGAUCUUUCACACUUUGUAAGUGCAUUUCAAUUGAAUACGUGUUGUGAAUGGACUGAUGGAAUUAGUGGAGUUCUUGUAUCGGAUGAUGAGUUUAGGAAAAUGAACAUCAAAUGUAAAAAAAAAAAUGCACAUGGGAAACAAGCUUGGUGGAUGCUGAAUGAAUUUAAAACGUAGCUCUGAUUGCUUCCUUCUGAAUGUCGAUUCAAGGGCUUACUUGUCAACCUCAAGUGGUAUAUCACUGGUUAUAAAGAUGGUUGAUCACUGUUGAUCAAAUCAAAACUCGAUCUGAAUAGGCCACAGUUCCCCAAAAAUCAAAGGUGCUUCUGGGUCAAACAUUCUCUUUGUUUGCAUGUUUAAGUAAAUGUAUAUAGAUGUAGAUGCAUAGCUACAAGUGGUUAUUGUCCCAGUGAGCUCCAUAGUGACAGAAAAAACUGAGCAGUUAAUAAACAUCCCAUGAAAUAAGAGAAAGAAUGAACUUUGCGACUCUGAAGUGUUAAACUGAUCACAGAAAUUAAUAAACUGCAUCCUCUGACAAUAAAAGCAAUCCUGUCACUACAACUUUUCUGCCCUCAGAGAGUUGGAGAAUGUAAUUAAGGGUUGAUAACCGAUAUACAGUGGGGCCUUUUAGAUGCUAAUUAUCUUUAUGAAGUCCUCAGACAUGCUGCCACGUGUAGAUUGUGAUUUGGCCAAAGUGCUGUUUCAGAUGGAUGAUGGCGAUCCUUGAAGUUACAACUUAUAAGUGGACGUGAUCUCUUGUGAUUUUCUUUUAAUGUCUAUAGUCAUUGGAGACACUUUAGAUCAAAUCCAAUGACAAAGAAGAGGACAAUUGUGUUAUUUAACAUUGAUACUGACUGUUACCCUGGAAGUGUCAGUAACCUGUGCCACAGCGAGCCUCUGCUUGGAUACUCUUCAGUCAUUGGCUUCAUGUAACUCACCCUCAGUAGAGUCUGCUGUACAUUGUACAUCUGUAACCACCAAAUCAUUAUUAAACUCGUUUGUAUCCAGCAUUGUGAAAAUCUGUAACUAUUUCUAACACACAAAAAAACAAUAUAGAGCUCUCUAAUAGACUACAAUGAGCAAUAUUGCUUCUGAAGUAUUAAAGUUGCUUUAUUUUUU